UUGAAAAUUCGAUUUAAAAAUUCAAAAGUGAUGUAUUGAAUUUCCGAUUUCAAAACAAUGGGAGAAACGAUUAAUAUUUUACGAAGUACAUGAUUGAAUAUUGUAUUGUUCAAACCCGCAUUCUUUUGUAAUUUUCAUCAUGUAAAUUAUUGGGAUGAGCCUACACAUAUUGGAGAUCAAUAAUGUGACUUUGGAAGUUGACUUGUUCUAAAUAAAUUAGGAUGAGUACAAAAAGACAUCUUUUGACAAAGAUAAAACAAUAGGGUCCAUCUUUUCAUUUUUUGGAAGUAUUGAUAGAUAUUUGGACCCCAAAUCUAUUGGGAUCAAUGGGGGUGCGUCCCAUACACAUUGACACCUGCAAGACAAAAGAAAAUAAGUGUUAGGAGUAGGGAUGGACGGAUAAAAAUGAAGGGGAGCUGCACAAGACAUGAAGGACAUCCAAGAGGGGCCACCUAGUCCAUUUUCGCACAAAAAGAUGGUGCUGGUUGUCUCCCUCCAUGUGUGAUGUUAUACUUGACCAAAUAAGGUGAGUGAGGUGUCCUUGGAUAGCCUUUGAAGUCUAGUAUCUCAAUUGAGUGGCCUUUGUUCGAUUAGAGAGAGCAAUCAUCCAAAAAUCGAUCUGGAACGAGCAGUGGUCUGUGAACUCGAGCUGUGAGAGUGCUGAGACUGUUUGGUUGAUAUCUCGAGUUUUACCAAUCCAAUCAAGGCGUGUGAGAUACCAAAAGAAAGCUCUAAAGACGAGGAAUCCGUGAAGGUCUGGUUUGCAUCAAUCGGAGUAGAGGAAGGCUUCCAAAUCGUCCGAGCAGAACGCGACCUCGCAGGGACAGAUUUACUCUUCUAAGAAACGAGUUAGCCGGAAAACACCCAUUCUAGGGGCUGUUUUCGUACCAACGUUUAGGGGUUGAGCUAGCACCUUGAAGAGGCUGUUUAACACUCAUAUUUGAGCAAGGAAUCAGUUCCAAAUCCAUCUUGACCGAAGCUUUGACCAUUGAACCAAGAAGGGAAAGUUUAAAGCUCAAUUGAGGUUGAGGCUAGAGCUUGCUUCCUGUGCUCGUUGUUCGAGAGAUCAUAUAGGAGGGAAGACUUGAAAUGGACCGUGGUGGCAAGGUAACUAGGAGGAACCCUUUGGGCCGUGCACCCGAGGAGACUGGGCAAGGCAGUCGUAGGACCUCUAGGGCAUCUAGAGGUGCGGGCCGUGGAGGCCAAUCACGGACCGUGAGUGACGGUCAUGUGAGCACCGAAAGUGACAGCUACUGGUCCUAUGAGGACUCGACCUAUCGGCCGGAAACAGAGCCGGUUGAAACCCCUUAUGAAGGGGAUGAUGAUGAUGUAAGUGAUGAGGAGGACAACGGCUCCUUAGCGCGGAUUGAGGCACUACUCCAACAAUAUCACCGUGAGCGUGAAGAGAGGAGGGAACGCCGAAGGCGCCGGGCUGGGCAACCUUCGGGCAUGGCUUCACGAGGAGGAAGUCAUGGUGCAUCUAGAGUCCAUGUGGAACCACGUGGAGGCCAAAAUGAUGGAGGUCCAACCAUAAGGAUCUCCAAAUACCUCAAAGAAGCAAGAGAUUUGGGGUGCAAACCCUUUGAUGGAGCAGGGGACAUUUCAGUGGCAGCACAAUGGAUCAAGAGGCUAAAUGAAGCGGCCCUUGACAUGCAAAUCGCGCCGAAUCUCAAACUGAGAAUUGCGGUAAGAUUGCUCGAGGGGAUGGCAUCCAAGUGGUGGGAUGGAACAAAGAACAAGUACGGUGAGACCGUCGUUUGGGAGGACUUCCAACGGGAGUUCUUUGCCCAAUACUAUUCUGAUUUCGAGGUGAAUAAGAAGGUGAGGGAAUACACCCUCCUAACCCAAGGGGGUAACAUGUCAGUGAAGGAGCUUGAGUACAAGUUCCGGGAUCUCGCCGACUACAUACCGGAGUAUGCUUGUGACGAGAACCGCAUGGUGAACCACUUUUGGGACGCUCUUGACUUGGAGAUACGUGAUAGGGCAACGCAAUUGCCUAAUAUGACUUUCGCCCAAGUGGUUGAACAAGCAUUGAAAGGGGAGAAACAGUGGGAGGAACGGAAGAAGAGGGACGCCGAAGAGGCGAAAAAGAGAAAAUGGGAGAGUCAUGGCUCCCAAGGUUCCAACAAAAGGGGGAACCACGGAGGAGGAUCUUUCCGGGCACCACCGCCACCAUCAAGGGGGAACCAAGGCCCAAGUGGGCAAGGCUCGAGGUCACAGACCUCAGUGGUAACUCGUUGCAACAAUUGCAAGAGGAACCAUUCCGGUAAAUGUCGCGACCCCCCUAGAUGUUUCCAAUGUGGGGAUGCCGGGCAUUUGAAGGCACAUUGCCCACAACUGGGCGGGGCAAGGACAUCGGGACCAAGUAGUGGCCCGACGGGUACACGGAAUCAGACCGGGGCUUCUCAAGCAAGCAGGGGGCAAGGGGGAGCAAGUGCGAGCAACGCGCCAUCCGUGAACCAAGGGAGGACCCAGGCUAGGGUCUAUGCGAUGACGGAGGCGGAUGCUCAAGCUAACCCGGACUCCGUUGCAGGUAUUGCCUCUCAUAUACUAGUGUUUCAUCCUUAAUUAGUCCAUAAAUUGAGGAUACUAAUCGCUAGGAUCAUUGCACGAGGUUUUGGGGUCGAACCGGGGGAUUUCGGGCAACUUCAGGCGGCUGGGACCCAGGCACGAUCGUGCCUAAGGCAGACACGAUCGUGCCUCCAAGUCAGUAGCUGCCCAGGAAUAUUCCCAGCCCAGGCACGAUCGUGCCUAAGGCAGACACGAUCGUGCCUACAAGGCAGUAGCUGCCCAGGGUUUUUCUCCAAACCAGGCACGAUCGUGCCUAAGGCAGACACGAUCGUGCCUCCAAGUCAGUGGUUCCCAGGAUUUUUCCAACCCAGGCACGAUCGUGCCUAAGGCAGACACGAUCGUGCCUCCAAGGCAGUAGCCCCAGGGCGUUUUCCUGAGCCAGGCACGAUCGUGCCUACCCCGGGCACGCCGUGCCUGGCACCCAGAUUGCCGAAACCCGAUUUUUUCGCAUCGUUUUGCGACGUUAAGGCCUCUUCUUGAUCUCUAACGUGCGUGUGAACAUUGCAACCUUCUAUAAAUGAGUAGGGAGGAUAGGAAAGAUGUCUUACAUGGUUCAUGAAUGUAGGGACACUAAAGAUUAACGGGAAGGAUGCACGAAUCCUUAUCGAUACCGGAGCGCAACGUUCAUUCGUGAGUGAGGCGUUUGCCGAGAGCUUAGAGAUGCAAUCAAUACCAAUGACACAAACCUUAGUGGUAUCAACCCCACUAGGGGAAGACGUUGAAAGAAACAAUUACUAUCCAUCUUGUAUGGUGGAAAUCGGUGGCCAAACCUUGACGUGUGAUUUCGUACCGCUUAGUAUGAUGGAGUUCGAUGCAAUCCUAGGGAUGGAUUGGCUAGAAAAGCAUCAUGCUAGGGUAGAUUGCUACACAAAGGUGUUGGAACUCGAAGGCACACAUGGGGACACCCUACGCUUCGAGGGGGACCGCGGCAGAUCAAAUAGUUGUAUCAUAUCCGCCGUGAGAGCGAGAAAUAUGAUGAGGAAGGGAUGCCACGCAUAUCUAGCAUACGUGGUUGACAAAACCAAAGAGGGAACGAACAUCGAUGAUGUGAGGGUGGUUUGUAAGUAUCCGGAUGUCUUCCCUAAAGACCUACCGGGGCUUCCACCUGACAGAGAGAUUGAAUUUGUGAUCGAGGUCGAGCCUGGUACCAAACCAAUCUCCAUACCGCCAUACCGGAUGGCACCCGCUGAACUUAACGAGUUGAAAACCCAAUUGCAAGAGCUUUUGGAUAACGGUUUCAUUAGACCAAGCCACUCCCCGUGGGGAGCACCGGUUCUUUUUGUGAAAAAGAAAGAUGGGACACUUCGAAUGUGCAUUGACUAUCGUCAACUGAACAAGGUCACAAUCAAGAAUAGGUAUCCGUUGCCUAGGAUUGAUGACUUGUUUGAUCAACUACGAGGAGCAACCGUGUUUUCGAAGAUUGACUUAAGGUCGGGGUACCAUCAAUUGAAGAUUAAGGAAGAUGACAUACCAAAGAGUGCUUUCCGCACAAGGUAUGGGCAUUUUGAGUUCCUUGUUAUGUCGUUUGGGUUAACAAACGCCCCGGCGGCAUUCAUGGACUUGAUGAACCGAGUAUUUCAUAAAUACUUGGAUCGAUUCGUGAUUGUGUUCAUAGAUGACAUCUUGAUUUACUCAAAGAGUGAAGAAGAGCAUGAGGAGCACUUGAUACUUGUUCUUGAAACACUACGGGAGAAGCAACUCUAUGCCAAAUUUUCUAAAUGUGAAUUUUGGCUAAAGGAGAUUGGCUUCCUCGGGCACGUGGUUUCGGGAUCGGGGAUUGCUGUUGAUAACAAGAAGAUAGAAGCCAUUACUGAAUGGGAGAGGCCAAAGAACGUCAAGGAAAUUCGUAGUUUCCUUGGAUUGGCAGGCUACUAUAGAAAGUUCGUGGAAAAGUUCUCUGUUUUGGCAUCGCCAUUGACGAAGCUCACUCGUAAAGGAGCUAAGUUUGUAUGGGAUGACAAAUGUGAGAAAGGGUUCAUGGAAAUAAAGAAGAGAUUGACUGAGGCACCGGUACUUGCAUUACCCAAACAAGGUGUGGGGUACGAUGUCUAUAGCGAUGCGAGCAUCCAAGGGCUCGGAUGUGUACUGAUGCAGAAUGGGAGAGUAAUCGCCUAUGCUUCACGACAAUUGAAGAAGCAUGAGGUGAAUUAUCCUACUCAUGAUUUGGAGCUCGGGGCAGUGGUAUUUGCACUGAAGAUAUGGAGACAUUAUCUCUACGGGGAGACAUGUCACAUAUACACCGAUCACAAGAGCUUGAAGUACGUGUUUACUCAGAAAGAGCUAAACAUGAGACAGAGAAGGUGGAUGGAGCUGAUAAAAGACUACCAUCUAGUGAUAGAGUAUCACCCAGGCAAGGCAAACGUGGUGGCAGAUGCUUUGAGCCGGAAGAGCUCGUCUGGGGCAUUGAUAACUAAUUUGAGGGCAUUAAGAGCCCAACUGGAGGUAACCAGCGAUGGUGCCUUAUUGGCACGAUUUGAGGUGAGACCCACUUUACUUGAUGAGAUCAAGAAGGGUCAGGAAGCCGACGAAGAACUUAUGAAGGUCCGGGAACACAUGCAAGCGGGGCCGGUGGAGGAUUUCAGGGAAAGAGAUGAUGGUCUCUUGUUAUUUCGUGACCGAGUGUGUGUACCGUCAGAUGAUGAGCUCCGAAAGUCCAUCUUAGAGGAGGCUCAUUCAUCGGCUUAUGCCAUGCACCCGGGGGGCACGAAAAUGUACCGUGAUUUGAAGGAAAGUUAUUGGUGGUCUGGAAUGAAGAGGGAAAUAGCCGAGUACAUCAGUCGGUGCCUUACUUGUCAACAAGUUAAGGCAGAACAUCAGCACCCAGCAGGCUUAUUGCAACCACUCUCCAUCCCUGAAUGGAAGUGGGAGCACGUGACUAUGGAUUUCGUGGUAGGCUUACCACGGACUAUCAGGAACUAUGACGCGGUUUGGGUCGUUGUGGAUAGGCUCACAAAGAGUGCACACUUCUUGCCUAUCAACACUACCUACUCACUUGAGAGGUUAGCCAAAUUGUAUACGGAUGAGAUCGUGAGGCUGCAUGGGGUCCCGGUGACCAUUGUAUCUGAUAGAGACCCACGAUUCACAUCACGUUUUUGGCCGAAAUUCCAGGAGUCUAUGGGAACGAAGUUGAAGUUCAGCACUGCUUUCCAUCCACAGACGGAUGGGCAGUCUGAAAGGGUUAUACAGAUCCUAGAAGACAUGCUGAGGGCUUGUGCAUUGGAAUUCCAGGGGAGUUGGGACAACCACUUAGCACUUGUGGAGUUUGCCUAUAACAACAGUUAUCAGGCAAGCAUCGGCAUGCCUCCAUACGAGGCAUUGUAUGGGAGGAGGUGCCGUACACCGUUAUGCUGGGACGAGGUUGGCAUGGCCAAACUCGAGGGUACUGAGUUGGUGGAGGUCACCAAAUCAAAGGUGAAGUUGAUUCGAGAGAGACUCAAGGCGGCUCAGGAUAGACAAAAGAGUUAUGCAGAUAAGCGUCGAAGAACCUUAGAGUUUAAGGUUGAUGACGAGGUAUUCUUGAAAGUUUCUCCUUGGAAAGGGAUCAUUCGGUUCCAAACCCGAGGAAAACUUAACCCACGAUAUAUAGGUCCAUUCAGAAUUAUAGAGAGGAUUGGGGCCGUUGCAUAUCGUCUACAGUUGACUCCUGAGUUAGAGAAGAUACAUAAUGUGUUUCAUGUAUCCAUGCUUAAGAAGUAUGUGCAUGAUCCCUCUCACGUACUGGAGAAGCCACCUGUAGAGGUACGUGAGGAUUUGAACUACGCUGUUCAACCUAUCAAGGUCACCGAUAGAAAGGUGAAGAAGCUGAGGAGCAAAGAAGUCCCAAUGGUUAAAGUCCUGUGGAAGAGCGAUCGGGUCGAGGAAGAGACAUGGGAAAUAGAGGCUUUGAUGAGGAAGCAGUAUGCUUUCCUAUUCGAGUAGAGCUGUGAAUUUCGGGGACGAAAUUCCUGUUAAGGGGGGGUGAACUUGUGACACCGCACCCGAACGUCCUUGAAAAUUCGAUUUAAAAAUUCAAAAGUGAUGUAUUGAAUUUCCGAUUUCAAAACAAUGGGAGAAACGAUUAAUAUUUUACGAAGUACAUGAUUGAAUAUUGUAUUGUUCAAACCCGCAUUCUUUUGUAAUUUUCAUCAUGUAAAUUAUUGGGAUGAGCCUACACAUAUUGGAGAUCAAUAAUGUGACUUUGGAAGUUGACUUGUUCUAAAUAAAUUAGGAUGAGUACAAAAAGACAUCUUUUGACAAAGAUAAAACAAUAGGGUCCAUCUUUUCAUUUUUUGGAAGUAUUGAUAGAUAUUUGGACCCCAAAUCUAUUGGGAUCAAUGGGGGUGCGUCCCAUACACAUUGACACCUGCAAGACAAAAGAAAAUAAGUGUUAGGAGUAGGGAUGGACGGAUAAAAAUGAAGGGGAGCUGCACAAGACAUGAAGGACAUCCAAGAGGGGCCACCUAGUCCAUUUUCGCACAAAAAGAUGGUGCUGGUUGUCUCCCUCCAUGUGUGAUGUUAUACUUGACCAAAUAAGGUGAGUGAGGUGUCCUUGGAUAGCCUUUGAAGUCUAGUAUCUCAAUUGAGUGGCCUUUGUUCGAUUAGAGAGAGCAAUCAUCCAAAAAUCGAUCUGGAACGAGCAGUGGUCUGUGAACUCGAGCUGUGAGAGUGCUGAGACUGUUUGGUUGAUAUCUCGAGUUUUACCAAUCCAAUCAAGGCGUGUGAGAUACCAAAAGAAAGCUCUAAAGACGAGGAAUCCGUGAAGGUCUGGUUUGCAUCAAUCGGAGUAGAGGAAGGCUUCCAAAUCGUCCGAGCAGAACGCGACCUCGCAGGGACAGAUUUACUCUUCUAAGAAACGAGUUAGCCGGAAAACACCCAUUCUAGGGGCUGUUUUCGUACCAACGUUUAGGGGUUGAGCUAGCACCUUGAAGAGGCUGUUUAACACUCAUAUUUGAGCAAGGAAUCAGUUCCAAAUCCAUCUUGACCGAAGCUUUGACCAUUGAACCAAGAAGGGAAAGUUUAAAGCUCAAUUGAGGUUGAGGCUAGAGCUUGCUUCCUGUGCUCGUUGUUCGAGAGAUCAUAUAGGAGGGAAGACUUGGUUCGUGCUUCCUCCAUUCUGUUUUUAAACCUUCCUAAACGUGCUCAUGGAUAUUUUACUAUGGAGCCUGCGUGCUCAUGAAAUGCCUUGUGUGGCCUUUUGUUUUAAACAAUGUUUCCGCUGCGUUAUGAAUUACUUAUUAUGUUUGUUUAUGGAUGUAUAUGUGUGAAUGAUAUUCAAGACGCCUUGUAUAAUAUGAAUGUGUUGGACUGCGGUUGACUAUUCGUAUUGUACGGCGGGUUGUUGACGUGUCCGGAUAGGUCCGGGGCGUGACAUGGCGUCCAAUACAAAUGCUUCCUCUUCUCCAUUAGAAGUUUCCCAGCAGCUUUGUAUGCAUUUGCAUUAUCUAUCACAAUUUGCACAACCAGACUUUCUCCUAUUUCCU
Messenger RNA from Cuscuta epithymum, 8030 nucleotides. The record is from the annotation of a GenBank genome assembly. Lineage: Eukaryota; Viridiplantae; Streptophyta; Magnoliopsida; Solanales; Convolvulaceae.